Molecule: messenger RNA, 1089 nt
Organism: Frankliniella occidentalis (western flower thrips)
Lineage: Eukaryota; Metazoa; Arthropoda; Insecta; Thysanoptera; Thripidae
Gene: Non2
Exons: 5
Coding region: 121-885 (254 amino acids)
Cellular component (GO): nucleus
Source: RefSeq, a predicted model, not a curated record
UAAGUCGCUGGCUUGACCCCUGUGCUCCCGACUCGCGUCGUUUCCCUUGUUUCCCAGCUCAUUCGUCGCCCAACCUCCAACAGUUGGUUAUCCUGCUCAUCUCUUCUUCACACAGUCAAAAUGGCAGACAUCUCGCAAAAGGAGCUCCGUGAGGAAAUCACCGCCAUCCUUAAGGAUGCUGACCUGAACACCACAUCGGCCAAGAAGGUCCGCCUUCAGAUUGAAAAGAAGCUGGAUAUUGAUCUCUCAGAACGUAAAAAGGAGGUUGAUGAUCUUGUGAUGGAGUGCCUCCAGUUAAAACAGGACGAGAACAAAGAUGAUGAUGACGAGGAGGAAGAAGAAGAGGAAGAGGAGGAGGAGGAAGAAUCUGAAGAAGAAAAGAAGCCCAAGAAGCGAGGAGCUCCUGCCAAGAAGCCCGCCAAGAGAAAGAAGGGAAGUGACAGCGAGAGUGAAGAUGAUGAUGAGGCAAGUGAUGAGGAGUACAGCCCUAAGAAGAAGGCAUCACCCAAAAAGGGAGGUGCAAAGGGCGCUGCUGCUGCCAAGAAGUCCAAGGGAUCAGAUGACAGUGAUGACGACUGGAAGCAGCCUAAGAAGAAGGCUGCUGCCAAGAAGGCUCCUGCUGCAGGUGCCAAGAAGGGAGGUGGUGGUGGCUUCACCAAGGUGUACAACCUGUCUCCUGAGCUGGCUGCUGUUGUUGGCUCUGAAACCAUGGCACGACCUGAGGUAGUGAAGAAAGUGUGGGCCAUCAUCAAGGAACGCAACCUUUAUGACCCCAAGAACAAGCAGUAUGCCAUCUGUGAUGACCAGAUGAUGAAAGUAUUCAAAGUGAAACGUUUCCGCACAUUUGGUAUGAUGAAGUACCUGAAAGACCACUUCGUGGACUAGUUUAUCUAUUCACUCAACCAUUUUUGACAUGCUUAUGGUUUCAUGAACUUUUAUUAUUUGAGAAAGGAUUUCCAGUGCAAUUGAUCAUAAUUGACGCUCUUAUGACAGGGAGAGUAGCAUUUAAAUUACUCCCACCUUUUAUUUUAUUGAUACAACAAAUUGACAAAUUGGCAUGUCGUUAAUUAAAUUCUAUUGUAGCAUCUA